CAAUAAUUUUCCCAGAAAAUUAACUUGCGGUCUUGUAGAAUCUCCUUUUCCCAAAACCCUAGUUUGGAUUUAGUUCUUCCAAUUUUGGAUGGAUUUUGUUCCCUAUGCAGUACUUCCCUCGAUUCUUUUCUCUUAGAGAAGGAUCUGCAGCCAUGGAUUCCAAGCGGAGCCGCAGCAAGCCCAAACUCGAGCGACGCAAUGCAGCCAAACACAUCGAGUAUGAAGCGGCGUUCUCUUCUUCUUCCCUCAAUGGUUCUUCUACGUCGUCGUCGUCGUCGUCUCCUCUCAUAACGCGAUCACUCGAUUUGUCCGACAAAACCAGCUUCCGUAUACAGGGUACUGACGGUGAGUUCCUCAGAAUUUGUCAGAGCCUUGGUCUUAGCGGCCCUGAGGAUUUUGCGAUCCCUGCAGCCGUUUGGGAGGCCCGCAAAACUCGCUCCUCUUCGGAGCUUCUGCCGAGGUCUCGGUUGAACCGAUUGGAUAGUCCGGAGGAGGAUGAGCAGAAAGAGAAAGGUGAAACUGAUGGAGUAGUAGCUGAAUUGUGUGACAGAGUGGUAGAUAGUGUUAGAAUCGUUGACGGUGCUGGGUUGACUCGGAACGAUUCGUCUGCGUUCGAUGAGUUCGAUUUUCGCGAGUGCUGCAUUCUUCCUAGAACCAGAAUUGGGGAUCGUAGCCAGUCAAAGUUUCUUUCGAAUGCUGCUGGUGGUGGUGGUGGAUCUGGGGGAAACGGAAUAAAGGGGUUAAGGCCUGCCGUGCUUAAACCGCCACCAGCAAUGAGGCUGCCAGUGAUCGAUGGAACAUGCUCGACGUGGGACCUAUUUAGAGAUUUUGCACCUCAGGAUAAUCGAUUGGAUCCUAUAAGUUCUGAUGAUGAGGAAGAUGAAGGAGGAUGUGAAACAGAGGAAGCGGUUGUCGAAGAAAUUUGCUUGAAGGCAGUGGAAGAGGAGACUGGGGUAAGGAUCGGGGAGACUGCAGUGCUAUCUGAAUCGUGUUCCUUUUCUACCUCAAAUGAUGAUGAUUCUUCCAGUACCACAACGGAGCCUAUGUCCAACAUUUCUCCCAAUGGCAGGUUCAAAAGGAAUAUUACUUGUUGGGAGAAAGGUGGGCUCCUGGGCAGUGGGUCCUUUGGAUCCGUUUACGAAGGGAUUUCUGGGUAAGUACUGAUAUGCUGCCUGUUCCAUAAAGUUAAAACCUUUUU
Messenger RNA from Rubroshorea leprosula, 1198 nucleotides. The record is from the annotation of a GenBank genome assembly. NCBI's taxonomy places the organism in Eukaryota, Viridiplantae, Streptophyta, Magnoliopsida, Malvales, Dipterocarpaceae.